Messenger RNA from Ichthyophthirius multifiliis, 685 nucleotides. RefSeq lists its product as hypothetical. Gene Ontology annotation, biological process: proteasome-mediated ubiquitin-dependent protein catabolic process. The record is from RefSeq and is a predicted model, not a curated record. The transcript has 2 exons. Gene Ontology annotation, cellular component: proteasome core complex, beta-subunit complex; proteasome core complex. Lineage: Eukaryota; Ciliophora; Oligohymenophorea; Hymenostomatida.
AAAUGAGUAAUCCUUUUGAAUAUAAUGGAGGAGCAAUGAUAGGAAUGAAAGGAAACGGAUGUGUAGCAAUAUCAUGUGAUCGCCGUUUGGGCGCAUAAUUUUAAACUGUUGCUUGUAAUUUCUAAAAAGUAUUUAAAAUAUAAGAUAAUAUACUUUUGGGAUUAACUGGACUUGCUACAGACGUUUAAACAUUGUAAAUUAAAAAAAAUAUAUAAAUAUUAAAUUAAUUUUUAAAAAGCCAUCGCUAAAUGGAGUUUAAAGUAAAUUUAUACAGAUUAAGAGAAAAUAGAGAUAUGAAAGUUGAAACUUUUAUUAAUUUAAUUUCCGCUGCAUUAUAUGAAAAAAGAUGGGGUCCAUAUUUUGUUUAACCUAUUGUUAUAGGUUUAGAAGAUGGAAAAACCCCAAUGGUAGCUAGUUAUGAUUCUAUUGGUUGCACUAGUACAAAUGAAAAUUUUUAAGUUGGAGGAACUGCAGGAGAUGGUUUGAUUGGUUCAUGUGAAUCUAUGUGGAGAGACGAUCUUACCCCUGAAUAACUUGAAGAUGUAGUUGCUUAAGCUUUAUUAGCCGGAGCUGAUAGGGAUAUUCUAUCAGGUUGGGGUGGUAUUGUAUAUGUUAUUACUAAAGAUAAAAUUACUGUAAAAGUAUUAAAGUCAAAAUAAUCAUGAAGAAGCUUUUUUUUAUUUUU